Molecule: messenger RNA, 1027 nt
Organism: Prunus persica (peach)
Lineage: Eukaryota; Viridiplantae; Streptophyta; Magnoliopsida; Rosales; Rosaceae
Product: auxin-responsive protein SAUR71
Exons: 1
Coding region: 347-754 (135 amino acids)
Biological process (GO): response to auxin
Source: RefSeq, a predicted model, not a curated record
AUAGCUACUAGCUAGUGACAACAGCUUGUGAAUGCUUCUGUCUGCUGUACCUGCGUAUGUGAAAAAGAUGACUUGUUUAUGUCACUAAAAAAUGUUCGGUUGCAGACUCAUAGACCCCACAAUGUUUCUAGCACCGGAAAACAACGACUGUGCACCCACCCAACCCAAUCCUCACAUCUUAAAACACACUUUACAUAUCUGAUUUUCUGAUGAGUAUGUGUCAAGCCUCCUAUAUAUCUCAAUCACCUAGUUUCCACACCAGAAAUUAGCCCCUCUCUCUCUCUCUCUCUCUCUCUCUCUCUCUCUCUCUCUCUCUCUCUGAACUCAAAAGAUAAGGCUUUUAAGGAUGAAGAAAAUCAAUUUUUUGCUUAGGAAGUGCAAGAGCUUGUCAAGGCAGCUAGGGAGAUCUUCAUCAUACAGUAGCCUAAGGUCCAAAUCCACAAGAGAAGAUUUAUGGGUUGGCCAUGGAGACAAAAUGCAUGAAAUUGAUCAUCACCACCACCAAACUAUAAUCUUUGUGGGAAGCACAAGAAAGCGCUAUGUCAUUAGUUCCAAGUACCUCAACCAUCCUUUGUUGAAUGCUUUAAUUGACAAGUCCUCAAAGCAAAAGCAAGGAGGAGAAGCAGAAGAUAUCUUGGUCAACUGUGAGGUGGUUCUCUUUGACCACUUGAUAUGGAUGCUAGAGAAUGCUGCUGAUCCAAGCUUUGGUGCUUCAGAGUCCUUGGAGGAACUGGCUGCUCUCUAUGUGUUCUGAUAAGGCUGGUGGUUGUGUUUGAUGAUCUGCUAAUUCAAAGCUGAUAGGGAAAUAUAUAUCAUGCUCCAGGUUGAGGCCACAGCAUCUUGAAACCAUCAUUCUUGUUACUAUUGAUUCUGCUCAAUUCUUUUUUUCUUUUUUGGUUCUAACCCCUUGUGUUUAAUUUGAUGGAUCGUGUUUCGUAAUUAUCAUGGCGUUGCACUGUUGUAUUCUAUGAAUAUUCUUGAUAUUCUCUCAGAUAAGUAAAUAAAUGUCCCAAAGGGUCUCUUUGAA